Molecule: messenger RNA, 996 nt
Organism: Paramacrobiotus metropolitanus
Lineage: Eukaryota; Metazoa; Tardigrada; Eutardigrada; Parachela; Macrobiotidae
Exons: 3
Coding region: 151-744 (197 amino acids)
Source: RefSeq, a predicted model, not a curated record
CGCUUUUGAGUUAGUGUAGUGAAAACACAGAACAGCAAAAAUAUUGAUUUUUAUUUUAAUUGCAAGUGAGACAUAAUUGAUGCUUAUGUUCACCAUUUCUGUCGUGAAAAACCGUGCCUUUUUGGAAAACUAUCGUACCAAGCCUACAAUAUGUUAACCCUGCACACAUUUGUUUUUGCUGUGUUCACUGUCUUUAAUGCCGGCGCGCAGUAUGUGUAUAAUCGGCAGUUGGCUCCCAUACAAAACUGCGCUACUGCUCGCGAGCAAAUCCUGGCUGUGGAAAACGCAAAACCCGACUCGGCUGCUUUUACUUCAAUUUGGUCCCGCAGAAAAUCUGGGGAUAAAGUGGACUGGAUUCCAGAAUGUGAAGCGGAUGGAUCUUUCAAAAUUUACCAACGCAGCCUAACGGCUGGACCCUUCUGUGUUACGCCCAAAGGUCUUUUUGUUCACCAACCGAAAAGCGCGCGUACCAGCAGCAUUCGAUGCGAGUGUCCGGUGCAUGUUUACGAUAUACUGGCUUUACAAAAUGGCAAAACGGGUCUAUUGGUUCCCACGUGCCUGGAUGACGGAAGCUACAGUCCCGUGCAGUGCCGGUCGAGUCAGCUGGUCAAAAGCGGACGCUUCAAGAGCGCAUGUUACUGUGCUGAUCCCAAUGGACGCUACCUGGGAGAUCUUCCGCCAUACAAAGAUGGAUCUUUCUGUUCAAAAAUCCAGAGAACGUUCAAAGGAAAAACUUAUUAUUAGCUGGCGAAAGCGCUUAUUGUAAUAUUGUCAGUAAAAAAUGUGCUUCGUAAAAAUUAUGCAGAUAUUGAAUACCUACUCGUAGCAAACAGCAGUAUUGUAUGAAUUAAAUAGAGAAACACACGUAAUUUCAAACAGGCUGUAGCUGCCUAAAUAUUAUUGCUGGCAUUGUAGAAUAAUUGUGGACCUUUUAGGUUAAUGGUACCGUGCAGCUACAACUAAAUAGAAUUGUUGCACCAUUAAACCGAAAAACGA